This is a messenger RNA of Anolis sagrei ordinatus, 2059 nucleotides long. RefSeq names its product 5-beta-cholestane-3-alpha,7-alpha-diol 12-alpha-hydroxylase-like. The record is from RefSeq and is a predicted model, not a curated record. Gene Ontology annotation, molecular function: heme binding; iron ion binding; sterol 12-alpha-hydroxylase activity. Lineage: Eukaryota; Metazoa; Chordata; Lepidosauria; Squamata; Anolidae.
GAACAGAGUUCCUCAUUCAUGUAGAGAAGCCCUGCAGAAUAAGAUUUUGGAUGUGUCUUUUCCUGUACCAAUGGAAGCCACAGCAGAAAUCACUUGCCAUUCUCUCUUCCUCUCCUCUUCUUUCGCUUAUUUUAGUGCAGUCAUUUCUUUCAGGAAUUAUGAGAUUCCUAUAAAUAUGUAUAAGUUCUAAGCAAUGACAGGUUCACAGGGAAGACACGAAGAGUCAUAGCAUAAAACAUAAUAAUCGCCUAGGAGGGACUGAUGAGUACGGAAUGUUAUUAACAACAGAGGGCACAGGAAAACCACAACUGCUCUUGCCAGCUCACAGGUGGAAUGAGGAAGUCCUCUCCAGAUGUGCACCUUCAUUGGGUGCUGUAUAACUAGACCAGGAGACCUACUUAUUAUUUGCAGUGCUCCUUGGCUCCAGCAGUCAUGAAUUUCUGGGAGACGGUGCUUUCUGCUUUCCUCGCCUCCCUUUUGGCCAUCAUUCUUGGUGGCCUUCACACAAUAGGAGCAUUUCGCAGGCGGAGACCCAAAGAACCACCACUGGACAAAGGCUUCAUUCCCUGGCUCGGAUAUGCAAUACAAUUCAGGAAGAGCCCUGCGGAGUUUUUGGAAAGGAUGCGGAAGAAACAUGGAGACAUUUUCACCGUCUUGGUUGGUGGCAAUUAUAUAAAUUUUGUGGCAGAUCCACAUACGCACGAACCCUUAAUGAAGGAACCCAAAGAAAAACUGGAUUUUGAACAAUUUUCGUCAACGGUGGUUCAUAACGCAUUUGGUUUCCAGCCCACACAAGUUCAUCAUCAGGCUGUGCAAACAAUUAGCAAGAAGUUUCUGAAUGGGCAGCAUCUAAACGAACUGAACCAAGUGAUGAUGGAAAAAUUGCAAAUUUCAAUGCUUAAAGGCCAUGGCCCAGGGAAUGGAGAAAAAACUUGGCACCAAGCUGGACUCUUCCAUUUCAGCUACAAAACUAUUUUUCAAGCAGGUUUUCUUUCUCUAUUCGGCACCAAGUCAGACAAAGAAAGAGGAAGCAAAGAAAAUUCAGUAGAAACCAAUCUAGCACAAUGUGCAGAGACAUUUGAAAUCUUUCAUAAAUUUGACCAUUAUUUCCCGCAACUUGCUGUCAAACUGCUGGAUCCUGCAGGAAAGAUAGAGACACAGAAAUUACAGAGCGUCUUGUGGGACAUCCUUUCAGUAGAUAAGCUGUAUCAGAGGGAUGACAUCAACAGUUGGGUGGUUGAAAACGAUCGGGAGAUGGUUAACAUUGGAAUGACGGAAAAGAUGCGGACUCAGUUCCUGCUUCUGCUUCUCUGGGCGUCUCAAGCUAACACUGGUCCAGCAACGUUCUGGAUUAUUUUGUUCCUCUUAAAACACCCAGAAGCAAUGAAGGCAGUGAGGGAAGAAUUGGACAGAGUCCUCAAGGAGACGGGCCAGGAGGUGAAGCCAGGAAACCCCUUCCUCAGUUUGUCCUUGGAUAAAAUAAAGACCCCUCUUCUGGACAGCGCGAUACAGGAAACGCUGCGCUUGAAAGGAAGUGUUUUCAUAAUCAGAGGUGUCAUGGAAGACAUAGAUAUCAAGAUGGGAGAUGGCAAAGAAUAUACAUUACGGAAGGGGGAUACUCUGUUCCUUUUUCCCUACAUUGGAUUGCAUAUGGAUCCAGAAAUCUACCCUGAGCCUCAGACGUUCAAAUACGACAGAUUCAUCAACCCGGAUGGCACCAAAAAGGAAUUCUAUAAGAACGGGAAGCUGCUGAAACAUUACAUUAUGCCAUUUGGGGGUGGAUCUACCAUGUGCCCCGGGCGCUAUUUUGCUGUCAGUGAAAUGAAGAUGUUUGUGAUCUUGAUGCUUGUCUACUUUGAUAUGGAGCUGGUGAAUGCCGAAGAGGACAUGCCGCCCACAGACGAAAUGCGCUGCGGCUUUGGGGCUGCCAGUCCUUCCCGCGAUAUCCAGUUCAGGUAUCGCCUGAGAUGCUCAGAUUAAAGAAAUUUAAAGUUGGUAAUAUUUUGCAUCUCUUUAUUCUGAUCUCAGGAUCUCAGAAGGGAAAAGAAAACCUCAUUUU